This is a messenger RNA of Lactuca sativa (garden lettuce), 2444 nucleotides long. Its product is annotated as HAD-superfamily hydrolase, subfamily IG, 5'-nucleotidase. Lineage: Eukaryota; Viridiplantae; Streptophyta; Magnoliopsida; Asterales; Asteraceae. The record is from RefSeq and is a predicted model, not a curated record. Gene Ontology annotation, molecular function: 5'-nucleotidase activity.
AUAAAACUCUAUCCCCUUCACUCCACAAAUCCACGAUCCACAUCCACAUGAUCAUCAAACCCGGAAAGUAUAAGAACGGUCACCACCACCGCCAUCCACCGUUACGCCGCCGUCAGAUACUUCCACGAAUAGCCACCAUAGAAGUGUUCACCCAACAGCAUUUAUCAAACAAACAAUUCCCCUCAUAUAACCUUAAAAUGACGAAGAAUCUAUUCCGAAGAAUUUGAUUCCGUCCCGAAAUGAACGACCCAAUUGGAAUUCUAGAUCAUGCCCCAUUAGAAUCAUUAAUCAAUAAUCACCAGCCUCCAAAUUUGAUUGCGUAAGCGCAAUUUAAUGACUCCUGCAUCAUCAUCGGCAUCAACAGCGCUGCCAGGUUGCAAACGAACCUCGCUACGAAUCAACCCAAAAACUCUGCGGAUUCCCGUAUCGGGUUCAUCUUGUCACAUUAAUCUACUCUUAUCGAUAUCCAAUUCCAAAUGUCUUUUUAAGACCAAUAGUAAGAUGCGUAUUCCCAAGACACUCACCCUUUCAUUUUGCUUCUCAUUUCUAUACUCUUCCCCUUCUCGUUGUCCCCAAUUUCCUUCUUUGGUUCCAGAUUUAGGUCUCUGUUCUUCCAGGCGAUUCUUCACUACCAAAAGGUCUCAAGGCAGUUUUCAAUCAAGAGCAAGUUAUAAAAUGGAUAUCCCUAGUGAUGGAGCUAUAUCAGAGACACAAUUACAGAGCCCUAAUGGAAGUGAAAAAUCUCAAGGUUCAUGUCUAUGGGCAUCUCCUAAUGGAGGCCAAAAGAUUGAAAUUGGGAAACAUAUUUUUUGUAACAGAGCUGUGAAUAUGAAAAACAUAGUUGCUGUUGGAUUUGAUAUGGAUUAUACACUUGCACAAUACAAGCCUGAAACUUUUGAGUCCCUUGCAUAUAAUGGCACAGUGAAAAAGUUAGUCACUAACUUGGGAUACCCUAAUGAGUUGCUUGAUUGGUCUUUUGAUUGGACUUACAUGGUGAGAGGAUUGGUACUUGAUAAAAAGAGAGGAAAUAUAUUGAAGAUGGACAGACAUAAAUAUGUGAAAGUGGCAUAUCAUGGAUUUAGGUUAUUGUCAAAAGAUGAAAAAGUUGCUACAUAUGGCAACACUUUGGUUCGUGAUGCAUUUGAUGAGCCUGAUUAUGCACUCAUUGAUACCCUUUUCUCAUUGGCUGAAGCUUAUUUAUUUGCUCAGCUUGUUGACUUUAAGGAUAAUAAUCCAGGAAAAAUCUCAGAAGAAAAAGACUAUUUUCGAAUGUACAGAGAUGUGAGGGCUGCUGUGGAUCUCUGUCAUCGUGAUGGAACUUUGAAGCAGAUGGUUGCAAAUGAUCCCAAAAGGUACAUCAAUGAAGACAACUCAUUAGUCCCAAUGCUACAGAUGCUUAGAAGUUCUGGUUUUGCUGUAUUCUUAGUGACAAACAGUCUUUGGGACUACACAAAUGUUGUGAUGAAUUUUCUAUGUGGGCCCCAAAAAGUCAACGGAAGCUCUUUGUUGACUCUUGACUGGCUCCAACACUUUGAUGUUGUCAUAACUGGCAGUGCAAAGCCGAAGUUUUUUCAUGAUGAAAACCGUGCUAAUCUUUUUGCGGUGGACACUGAUUCAGGGAUGCUUAUCAAUACUGAUAAUGGUAGUCCUAUGGCUCAGGUUGGAGCCUCUUCUGUGGAAGUGCCAGAUCAGCAGAUCCCAGAUAAAGGGUACAGAGUGUUUCAGGGAGGCAAUGUUGGCCAUCUGCAUAAGCUGCUGAAUGUUGAAUCAAGUUCACAGGUUCUUUAUGUUGGAGAUCAUAUAUAUGGUGAUAUUUUGCGUAGCAAAAAAGUCCUAGGUUGGAGGACAAUGCUUGUGGUUCCAGAACUUGAAAAGGAAGUUAAACUUCUUUGGUCCUUACGAGACACUCGUAAGCAUCUUAUAUUGCUGAGGAGUGAGCGAGAUCAAAUUGAAGAUCAAAUCCAUCAUUUAAAAUGGUCCCUCCAGUGUGAGUGUAUGGAAGCUAAUGAAAUGGAAAAGAUGUCAUCAAAGCUUGAAUUGCUUGAGGCACAAUGUGAACGUGUUCGUGUAACACAUCAAGAGGCCCAAAAAGUUUUUCAUGAAAAGUUUCACAUGGUGUGGGGCCAGCUAAUGAAAACUGGGUACCAAAACUCACGAUUUGCUCAUCAAGUGGAACGAUUUGCGUGUCUUUACACAAGUCAAGUUGGGAAUUUGGCCUUGUAUUCUCCAUCUAAAUACUAUAGGCCAAGUGAAGACUUUAUGCCACAUGAGUUUGACCUCCUUUCUCUUUAAAUUCUCAAGUCUCAAACUCAACAAAUUUGCAUAUAUUUUAUGUUGUUUUGCAUAAUACAAGCUUUUGCGUUUUUGACCUUAAUUUGUAACUAGUUACUUACUGGGAAAGGUUAUGGUAUAUAUACAUACACUACACAAAAAUUAUUUUAACA